This is a messenger RNA of Salmo salar (Atlantic salmon), 5310 nucleotides long. The record is from RefSeq and is a predicted model, not a curated record. NCBI's taxonomy places the organism in Eukaryota, Metazoa, Chordata, Actinopteri, Salmoniformes, Salmonidae.
UGAGUCCAAGCUGAGUGGAGGGCAGCACAGCCAAUCGGCUUGCUGCACAGCCAAUCGACUUGCUGCACAUUGGCUUUGUCAUCGGGUGCUGAUAUUGAGGAAGGAUUCUCUAUGCUGCUCCGUUCGGUGUGUUUGGAAGGGCUGAUGAAAUGCCAGGAUUGGGCUGCCUCUAGGGAGAGCCUCUCUGCUUUAUAAUGUGAGCCAGUAGCAUCCAGGCUCGGGCUAACGCACCACCAUCGACCAAGCAGGCCUAGGGGAAACCAAGCAGGCCUAGGUGAAACCAAGCAGGCCUAGAGGAAACCAAGCAGGCCCAGGGGAAACCAAGAAGGCCUAGGGGAAACCAAGCAAGCCUAGGGGAAACCAAGCAGGCCUAGGGGAAACCAAGCAGGCCUAGGGGAAGCCAAGCAGGCCUAGGGGAAACCAAGCAGGCCUAGGGGAAACCAAGCAGGCUGGCUCUGCUACUGCUACUACCUCUGCUCCUCUUCCAGCCGAAAAAGGAGGGAUUUAUUUUUUACCGUCAUCCCCCCAUCCAUCCCUUGUUCUGUGGUGGCUCCCUCCUCCUCCUGCUCCCCCUCCUCCACCACAGCCUCCUCCGCUCUCUCGUUUUUUUCCCCCUCUUCCUUCUAUUCUUCUAGAGGUGCUUUUGGAAAUAGCAGACCUCCAUGUAUGACAAUUUGUACCUGCAUGGAUUUGAAGACUCGGAGGCGGGCUCAGCUGAUUCCUACACAAGCAGACCAUCGGACUCGGAUGUCUCUCUGGAGGAGGAGCGGGAGGUGCCGGGGCAGGUCCAGGGCCAGAGCCCGAGCCAAGCGGGCCCGGGGACCCAGGCCCCGGCCCAGACCCGAGAGCAGAAGGAGCAGCAGGCCACCGUGCAGCUGGAGAGAGCCAAGGCUAAAGCCGUGGCUUUUGCUGUGAAGACCAACGUCAGCUACUGUGGAGCAUUGGACGAGGACGUGCCGGUGCCAGCAACCGCCAUCUCAUUCGAUGCUAAGGAUUUCCUUCACAUAAAGGAGAAGUUCAACAACGACUGGUGGAUCGGCCGGCUGGUCAAGGAGGGCUGUGAGAUCGGCUUCAUCCCCAGUCCUCUAAAGCUAGAGAACAUCCGCAUCCAGCAGGAACAGAAGAGAGGGCGAGUCCAAGGUAAGUCUGGAGGCAAUUCGUCCUCAAGUGUAGAGGAUGAGGUGUCCGCCUCGAUCAGACCCCUCAUCUCCUCUGCAGGAAAGCAGAAACAGAAAGUGACUGAACACGUCCCCCCCUACGACGUGGUGCCAUCCAUGAGGCCUGUGGUGCUGGUGGGGCCUUCCCUCAAGGGCUAUGAGGUGACGGAUAUGAUGCAGAAAGCACUCUUUGACUUCCUCAAGCAUAGAUUUGACGGCAGGAUAUCUAUCACACGAGUCACAGCAGAUAUAUCAUUAGCCAAGAGGUCUGUCCUGAAUAACCCCAGCAAGCGGGCCAUCAUCGAGAGAUCAAACACCAGGUCCAGUUUAGCGGAGGUGCAGAGUGAGAUAGAGAGAAUCUUUGAGCUGGCCAGGUCCCUACAGCUGGUGAUCCUGGAUGCAGACACCAUCAAUCACCCAGCCCAGCUGCUCAAGACCUCGUUGGCUCCCAUCAUCGUCCAUGUCAAGGUCUCCUCGCCCAAGGUUCUGCAGAGGCUGGUCAAGUCCAGAGGGAAGUCCCAGAGCAAGCAUCUGAAUGUACAGCUGGUGGCAGCUGACAAACUGGCCCAGUGUCCUCCAGAGAUGUUUGACAUCAUCCUGGAUGAGAACCAGUUGGAGGAUGCGUGUGAACACUUGGCUGAGUAUCUGGAGGCCUACUGGAAGGCCACACACACCUCCAUGGCCACGCCGCUCAACCCCCUGCUGGGACGCAACCUGGGCCCCACCGCCCUCACUCCUUACCCCACCACCAUCUCUGGACUGCAGCAGACUCAAAGAAUGAGACAACACAGCAACCACACAGGAGACCACUCCACGCCCAACGAGCGUCGCAACCUGAUGACCGCCGACGAGAACUACCACAACGAGCGGGCGCACAAGGGACGCAACCGCAUGUCGUCAGGCUCGCAGCACAGCCGAGACCAAGACCCGUACCACCAGGACUACCAGGACCCCUACCAAGACUCCUACAAGCCCCACCGCAACCGCUCCUCCCCGGGCAGCUACAGCCACGACUCCCGGCACAGGCUUUGAGCCCGAAUGACAUCCCAGCUUCACAACCCUUAUAGGCCUCAAGUCAACUCUCUGGUGGCAACAGAGUCAAAAUGGUUCCCGUUCAAAAUAUUGUGUCAAAUUCUGUUGUUUUCGAUUAUUUGUUUUACUUCAGGCGUUAGAUGAGGAGAGGUCCCGCCCGCUUGAACAAAAUCUCCAAUCACCUCUCAUUCCCAUUCUGUCUCUCAGUCUUUCCUGGGCACUGGCAGGGACCCCUGUUAAGCAAUGUGGUCAGGAUGAGGAAGAAGGACAUGAUGCUAAUGCUACAUAACUGAGUUAAUACAACUCAUAUGACUGAGUUGCUUUUCCUCACAAGGGAACUUUCCUAGUUCCUGUGUUCCCCACACAGAGAGAUGGGUUGAAGAGGAAAGCAGUAUGAGAUUGAGAUUUGGACUUUGCUAACCUAACAACAAGCUAAGCUAUUUUAGCUAGCAUGGUUAGAUUGUGGGUACAUGUGUACCCACAAUCCCCCCCCCCCCCCAAUGAGUCACCAUAGCAAGUGGUGGAGUCACUGCUGAAAGCUGGUAGUCUUACAAAGAGUUGCCAGACCGUUCAGUUGUUUGCAUGCUGACUGAGAGAGUUUCGCUAGUAUCGUCAAUAUAUUCACUUACAGUACAUGUCUGUUGUCAUGGUGAGUUGUAUACUUAGACCUGCCCCACCAUGACUGGCAGUGGUCUUUUACCAGACCUCAUCUGAUUCCUGAGAGGAGCAUGUGGAGUAUUUGGUUGUUUUGUUAACAAGUGCUUUCACAUGUCAGAUACUGUAUGUGCCAUUUGAACACCUGUCUAGCUUGGCCUUUCUUUGGCAACAGUCGAUACUUUGCAUAUCUCAGUAUUUUUCGCUACUCUGAUUCGGUUGUGUCAGAGAAUCAUAGAGGUAUUAUAACAAGAAGCAGGGGUGUCAAACAAUCAGAGUUCGCCUCAUCUCUGGCCAGCCUCGUGAUUGAUUGACCGUCCUUGCUACUUCCUGUGUUUCUCUCUGGCCAGCCUCGUGAUUGGUUGACCGUCCAUGCUGCUCCACUAAUGUUGGAUUGUGUCUUCCCAGGGUCCUUUGCAUCAUGAUCAUUGAUUCUCUGUGUAGCUGGCAUGUUUUCCCUGACUUGAAAAAUUAAUUCUCCUUUUGGUAUUAAUAUCCCCGUGUAAAAUAGAGGAGGGUGUUUAAGGAGGGAGAGCACACAUUGGUGCAAAAUAGGUGGUCUAAUUACUUGAGAGUGCGUCAUCUGAACUUUUUGGGGUAUUUAAAUACAUGGAAAUGGAAGAAAUUAAUUCGGUCAGUUUAUUUCUAGCAACAAUUUUUUCUUCAGUAAUUGUGGGUUUUUGGUGUUUUUGAUGAGAUGAGAAGCAUGCAGUUGUACCCAAGGUGUUUUGGUGACUAGUUGCAUUGGCUCACCGAUCCAAUGCCUAGGCUUUAGUUUAGUGGGCUAAUACACUCCGCUGGCGUGCAGGAGGCCCGGGUUCGAACCCGGUCGUUCACAGAGACACAACCACCCUCCAGGACCAGGGUUUUCCCUGCGGUGGAUAGGUCAUCUAAACUGGAGCUUUGACCAAGAUGGAGAUGGUGAUCCCUCCCUGUGCAUCCUGGGAGGGGAGAGUGAGUUCUUAGGGCAGCGUAUUCUGAGGCAUUGUUAGAGAGAUGUGCAGAGUUAACUUGUUAUAGCUGUCUUUUAGUGUAAUGCCCUCCAAUAGAGUGGAUGUACUGUAGUGACAUUUGUAGCACCCGCAGCAGGUGGUGCCUUAACAUUCUAAAACAAGAAAGAACCUCUGAAACGAUAGGCUCUUAAUUAUGAUUUAGCUCCAGCUGUCUGGUUAGGGCACUGACUGACUGUUUUCAGAGAGCCCAUUGAUUUCCUUGCUCAUAUCUAUGUCUCUUAUGCCAGUUUGUUCACUGACUGAAAACAAUAGACUGCAAAACGAAGAAAAGAAAAGAAUACAAGUACAUCUGCUGUUGUUUAUGAGCAUGCUUCUCUGUCAUAUUGUGAUUCAGGCCAAAGUGAGUGUUGGCUGAUUGAAUGGGGAGUUACUCACUGUUCAUUAAAAACCAGAACCAAGAACCAGAACUAAGAUUCAGCUCUGUUGAGACAAUCAGAGGGAUUUUCUAUCCUAUUGCCCUCUGUCCCACCAGAGUCCCAGACCAGUCUGUGAGGAUUUGGUAACUGAAGGUUGGAUUACUGCUACUGGGUGUAGUAUGUCUUAACCCUUUUGAAACAAUGGGGGAUCUCCUUUUCUAUUAACAAUGAAUUAACUGAAUUCCAAUAGAUUUUCUGAAUUGACUGGAAAUGAAAAUUUACCGCAAUUCUUUUUCCUGUGAAUGCCCUGGGAAGAAAACUUUUGUUCUUUGAAUGGUGUAGAUAUCAUUUCUAAAGGUCUCUGUUACUGAUCUGAAAAAAAGCACGUGUGCUAUACUCUUCUUUUGUCUUCUUGUAAGAAAUUAAGAGGCUGCAUUUUUGCCUCUAAAUUAAGUUGAAUUACAAUUCUCAUUAUUUGAUUAAAUAACAUGAGUUUAAACUCGACCAGACCAUUAAAACAGUUAAAUGUUUUUUUCUUUGGUAAAAAUGUACAAAAAAUAAGAAAAAGUCAAAAAUGUAUCUCAAUAUAGGAAAAAGUAAAAGAUACAUCUUUGCUGGUGAUUAUUUUUAUAAUAAAUACAUACAUGUACAUAAUGUCUUUGAGAGAUGCUAUUUGCUGUAUACUUGCAUUCUCAUUAAAAACUACGAUCCUCGACGGGACAACUUGGAACAACAAACGUUUCAGUAUACAAAGGUUUCAGUAAUGUGCAAUACAAAAAGCAUGCUGUUUUAAAAUGAGGAAAUUCCAUGUACUAUGCAACCGCAACCGUGUACAUCGCUUCAUGCUGUGACUAAUUCUCCAACUGUCCUUUUCCAAGCAGCUUCAUCAGAACUCUAAGGACAUUUUGUGUUGAUACUUUUUGUGGAAGACGAACAACUCAACGGCUAAUGCGAUAUUGCAUGCAUAAUGUACCAUUUUAAUUUAUUAAAACGAAUGAAAAGAAAAUAAUGUGAAAUGCGAGAUGAUUGUGUCAAAGGCGAAGCUAGAAGUAACUUAAAAGUUUUCUUUUACAAAAUAAAAGAGUCGUUCUACAACAA